Molecule: messenger RNA, 1952 nt
Organism: Pipistrellus kuhlii (Kuhl's pipistrelle)
Lineage: Eukaryota; Metazoa; Chordata; Mammalia; Chiroptera; Vespertilionidae
Gene: APH1B
Product: aph-1 homolog B, gamma-secretase subunit
Exons: 7
Coding region: 74-847 (257 amino acids)
Biological process (GO): positive regulation of catalytic activity; Notch signaling pathway; protein processing
Cellular component (GO): membrane; gamma-secretase complex; endoplasmic reticulum
Molecular function (GO): protein-macromolecule adaptor activity
Source: RefSeq, a predicted model, not a curated record
CCCCGCCCAGCGCUCAGCUCAGCUGCGCCCCAAGCUCCCCGCGUCUGUGCCGGGCUCGGCGGACGCGGUCGCCAUGACGGCGGCCGUGUUCUUCGGCUGCGCCUUCAUUGCCUUCGGGCCGGCGCUCGCCCUCUACGUCUUCACCAUCGCCACGGACCCGCUGCGCAUCAUCUUUCUCAUCGUCGGAGCUUUCUUCUGGUUGAUAUCUUUACUGGUUUCCUCCCUUGUCUGGUUCGUGGCAAGAACCGUUGCUGGCAACAGAGAUGGACCAAUAGAGACAUACCUGCUGAUCUUUGGAGUGUUGAUCUCAGUUCUCAUCCAGGAAAUAUUUCGGUUUGCAUAUUACAAACUUUUAAAAAAAGCCAAUGAGGGUUUGAAGACUAUUAAUCCAGAUGAACCAGGGCCUUCCAUGCGCCUGCUGGCAUAUGUUUCUGGCCUGGGCUUUGGAAUCAUGAGUGGAGUGUUUUCCUUUGUGAACACCCUGUCUGACUCCCUGGGACCAGGCACAGUGGGCAUUCAUGGAGACUCUCCCUUCUUCUUCCUGUAUUCAGCUUUCAUGACGCUGGUGAUCAUACUGCUGCACGUGUUCUGGGGCAUUAUAUUUUUUGAUGGCUGUGAGAAGAAAAACUGGUACCCCCUUCUUGCAGUUAUUCUGACCCACCUGCUGGUGUCAGCCCUGACUUUCCUUAAUCCUCAGUAUGAAAUAAGUCUGGUAUUGGCCUAUAUGAUCAUGCCGCUCAUGGGCACCUGGGCAUUCUUUGUGGCCGGAGGCAGCCGCCGAAGCCUGAAAAGAUACCUACUCUGCCAAGACAAGGACUUCCUCCUCUACAGCCAGCGCUCCAGAUAGCCUCCCGCAGCCAGCGCUCCCACACAAUUCUCAGAACUCACGUCUGCUCAGGAGAGAGAAAGCAACAGCUCUUGUUCCAGGGGCGGCCCAAUUAUGAAUAACAUCUACAGAGCAUCAACCCGCACUGCCCCCCGGACGGGCAUGUGGGCUUGGGCUCCCUACUCUGUCCUUCUCACACUCACAGCUUCCAAGAUCCCUCAGACCAUGUCUCCCAUGCUCUCUACAGUCUGGUCGGCAUGUCUGACCCAAAGGACAGGACUGGGAAGAUGCCCUUCCAUCUUUCAAAGACUAUCUCCUUUCUUUCAUCCCAGGCACCUGGACCCUGUGCCUGUGCUUCCCACCCCACCCCCCCCACCCCACCCCCCCACCCCCCACGGUCAGACUAAAGGUCAUGUCACAGUAGGAGGGUCAGAGGAAGACAACACCGGCUUCCCUGAGGCAGGACUUGAGUCUUCAAAGCAAACCAAAGUAGAGGGUGUGCAUGGGUACGCGCUGGUGCGAAAGCUUAGACGAGGAGCUGACCUUUGACCUGAGUGAAGCCCUGGAGAAAGUGACUUCCCAUUAUCGCAGCCCCCACAGCGACGUGGUGUGUGUCCCCAGAGCCCCGACCGCUUCUGGUCUCACACAGAUGAAGCACACAGCUCCGAGUCCCCGCUCCCGGGGAGCUCUCCCAUCCACGAUCGCCCUGGGAGAGGCCGCACAUCAGGGUGGGGGGCACCCAGCUAGAGGCCCCCACGGGUCUGGGGUGUUUGUGGGGUGAGCUGCACAGAACCUUCGGGUAGCUCCAGUGUCCAGGGCGCCGCCGUGUGAAAGCAUCCAAAGCAAAGUCCGUCCGCGGUGCCUGCAGCGCCGGGGCCUCAGGCGUGGGCCUCCGCCUCCUUCCUGAGGGCCGGCUUGUAAAUGACGCCUUUAUUGCCGCUGCCUUUCUUACUGCUGGAAGGAGAGGGACACACACAGCUCGUUAGUCAAAGGGGGAGAGAGGCCGAGCGCAGCUUUGCUCAGCUAGGUAAUGAGGCGAGUGUUAGGAAGCAGAUUCCUGUCUCGGGACCUUUUCUGUCUGUUUUCAGCGGGAAUGGCUGCAUCUAAAGCAUGAACCAAGAUGGGA